UCAGACCUAGCCUCCCUCUCCAAACGGAAGUCGAGAGAAAAAGUUCUUUUUCAGUUCUACUGAAAUCUGCAAAUGCAAAACGAUAACUCCUCUAAGGCCUAUCGCGACCAUGGCACCGAAGGCCAGAACCAACAAAACGAUACUGUUUACCCCUCCCCCUCCACCUCCCCAUCCAACUCAUCCAUUUUGCCUCUCUACAACCCCCGCAUCCUCAUGCAACAGCACCAAGACAUGAUAAACCGUCAUAACCUCUGCCUGACGCGUCUCCGCGAAGCCACAAAAGAAGCCAAUUCUCUCCGUCAUGAGAACGCGGCCCUCCAGUCUCUCAAUCGCGACCUCAACAAGCAACUCAGCAGCAUAAUCCAGGCCUCUGUUCAAAGCCACUUCGCAUCCUCGGAUUACAACACAACGCCGUUUGAGGUGGUUGAUGCAUUCCGCGGACUUUGCAUCGGUGGCGUUGGUGGUGGAGAAGAGGAGAUCCCUGUUGAGAGCCCAACAAGUGUGAUAGAGGAGGGUUCUGGGGUUGAUGUGGAGAGGGUUAUGUUGCCAAAGAGCAUUUCUGUGAGGUCCAAUGGGUAUUUGAAGAUGACGAACCAGGGUAGCGCAAGUCAUGGUUGUAGAGCUCGGGGGUCAGCUCGGCCUGCGAGAGUCAGUCCACUCAGUGGAGCACAAAAGGUGUAUGUGCAAGGAGGGAAGAAGGAAGAAGAACCACUUGAGCUGGAAGUGUACAACCAAGGCAUGUACAAGACUGAACUCUGCAACAAAUGGCAAGAGACUGGAGCUUGCCCAUAUGGUGACCACUGCCAGUUUGCUCACGGUAUUGAGGAGCUCCGCCCUGUCAUCCGCCACCCUCGCUACAAGACUGAGGUCUGUAGAAUGGUCCUUGCUGGUGAAGUCUGUCCCUAUGGCCAUCGAUGCCACUUCCGCCAUGCACUCACUGAACAGGAGAGGUUCAGGGAUCGCAUGAAGCCCAGGGCCGUUAGACUUAACAGGUAAAGCUACUGUUGUUGGUUAUCAUCACUGGGAUGGUACUUUUGGAUGGUUGGAGUUGUUCAUACUCGAUUGGAACUGGUUUAAGUACAUAUUCAUAUAUACUGUAAAAAGUAUAGGUAUAUGAUGGACAUACAGAAAAUGGGAAAUAAUUAGCAUAAUAAUAAGGUUAGGAAAAGCUGGAGCUUUGGAGAGGCUUUGUGGCCCCUAAAGGCAGGAGAUUAAAUGAGGAUACAUCCUGGCUCUUUGAUUGAUUUCUGCUCCUUUUUGCUAUGACAUUUGAAGUAUUAUAUACUCAAAAGUGGAUUGUUUGGUGAGCUUAAACCAAGCAACAUGAAUAUUAAACACAAAAGAACAAGUUUUAAUGAUGUCUCUUGGCUCUGGAAAAGCAACAUGUGCUCGGAGUCUUAUCCUUUU
Messenger RNA from Rubroshorea leprosula, 1407 nucleotides. The record is from the annotation of a GenBank genome assembly. NCBI's taxonomy places the organism in Eukaryota, Viridiplantae, Streptophyta, Magnoliopsida, Malvales, Dipterocarpaceae.